This is a messenger RNA of Pan troglodytes (chimpanzee), 3293 nucleotides long. RefSeq names its product anaphase promoting complex subunit 7 (gene ANAPC7). Lineage: Eukaryota; Metazoa; Chordata; Mammalia; Primates; Hominidae. The coding region runs from base 1089 to 2585 and encodes 498 amino acids. Gene Ontology annotation, biological process: cell division; positive regulation of mitotic metaphase/anaphase transition; protein ubiquitination. Gene Ontology annotation, cellular component: anaphase-promoting complex. Gene Ontology annotation, molecular function: protein binding. The transcript is spliced from 11 exons. The record is from RefSeq and is a predicted model, not a curated record.
AUUUUGGAGUCUUCCCUAAGGAUCCUCUACCGGCUUUUCGAGUCAGUGCUGCCGCCGCUGCCCGCGGCUUUGCGGAGCAGGAUGAAUGUGAUAGACCACGUGCGGGACAUGGCGGCCGCGGGGCUGCACUCCAACGUGCGGCUCCUCAGCAGCUUGUUACUUACAAUGAGUAAUAACAACCCGUGAGUUGAGGCGGGUAGCUGCCUGGGGCUGAGGAGAAAGCCGCGGCGGUUUGGGAGCGGGGGCUCAGGGCACGUGGGAACAGGCGGGAAGGAGCGGCCGCCGGCGCCAGCGGAGGCUCCGGGGUCUGCGAGGGCGUCCUGGAGCGGAGCAGACUUCGGAGCGCAAGUUGGGUUCACUGGGUGCCGGCGUCAAGUCCCCGCGGGGAUGUGGCGAGCGGCGGCUUGGAGACAUAGAAGGCAGAGGCUCUGAGGACGACCCAGGCGAGGGUUUCCUGAGGCACCUGUCGCGGGGCAGCGCGACUGUCACAUCGCUAGGCUGAAUCCUUCCCUCUCGGCUCCUUCCAGAAGAACGUUUUUUUCUCUCGCUGCAGCUCAGGGACCCAGCCUCCUGGUUUUUAUGCGCUGGCCCCCGCAUCUGAGAUUGGUCCCCCCGUUAAGUGUAUCAGGAGGGUCCACUUUCUCGCCUUGGGAAACCCCUGAAAACGGGGCCGGGCGCGGUGGCUCACGCCUCUAAUACGAGCCCUUUGGGAGGCCGAGGCGGGAGGAUUGCUUGAGCCCAGGAGUUCAAGACUAACCUGGGCAACAUAGGGAGACUCUGCCUCUACGAAAAGUAAAAAUUAAACAAUUAGCCGGGCGUGAUGGUGCGUGCCUGCGGUCCCAGCUACUCGGGAGGCUGAGGCAGGAGGAUCGCUUGAACCCAGGAGGUCGAGGCUGCAGUGAGCCGUGAUCGCAUCACUGUCCUUUACCGUGGGCGACAGAACGACAGCCUGUCUCAAAAAAAAGGAAACGGGAGACUCCAUUAAUGGUGAGUUAUUCUCCCCACCUCAGAAGUACCAGCUUUUGGUGUAUCAUGCAGAUUCUCUCUUUCAUGAUAAGGAAUAUCGGAAUGCUGUGAGUAAGUAUACCAUGGCUUUACAGCAGAAGAAAGCGCUAAGUAAAACUUCAAAAGUGAGACCUUCAACUGGAAAUUCUGCAUCUACUCCACAAAGUCAGUGUCUUCCAUCUGAAAUUGAAGUGAAAUACAAAAUGGCUGAAUGUUAUACAAUGCUAAAACAAGAUAAAGAUGCCAUUGCUAUACUUGAUGGGAUCCCUUCAAGACAAAGAACUCCCAAAAUAAACAUGAUGCUGGCAAACCUGUACAAGAAGGCUGGUCAGGAGCGCCCUUCAGUCACCAGCUAUAAGGAGGUGCUGAGGCAGUGCCCAUUAGCCCUUGAUGCCAUUCUAGGCUUGUUGUCCCUUUCUGUAAAAGGGGCAGAGGUGGCAUCCAUGACAAUGAAUGUGAUCCAAACCGUGCCUAACUUGGACUGGCUCUCUGUGUGGAUCAAAGCGUAUGCUUUUGUGCACACUGGUGACAACUCAAGAGCAAUCAAUACCAUCUGUUCACUAGAGAAAAAAUCCUUAUUGCGAGAUAACGUGGACCUAUUGGGAAGCUUGGCAGAUCUGUACUUCAGAGCUGGAGACAAUAAAAACUCUGUCCUCAAGUUUGAACAGGCACAGAUGUUGGAUCCUUAUCUGAUAAAAGGAAUGGAUGUAUAUGGCUACCUACUGGCACGAGAAGGGCGGCUGGAGGAUGUUGAGAACCUUGGAUGCCGCCUUUUCAAUAUCUCUGAUCAGCAUGCAGAACCGUGGGUGGUUUCUGGCUGUCACAGCUUCUAUAGCAAACGCUACUCCCGGGCCCUCUAUUUAGGAGCCAAGGCCAUUCAGCUGAACAGUAAUAGUGUUCAAGCUUUGCUACUUAAGGGAGCAGCACUUAGGAACAUGGGCAGAGUCCAAGAAGCAAUAAUCCACUUUCGGGAGGCCAUACGGCUCGCACCUUGUCGCUUAGAUUGUUAUGAAGGUCUUAUCGAAUGUUACUUAGCCUCCAACAGUAUUCGAGAAGCAAUGGUAAUGGCUAACAACGUUUACAAAACUCUGGGAGCAAAUGCACAGACCCUUACCCUUUUAGCCACCGUUUGUCUUGAAGACCCAGUGACACAGGAGAAAGCCAAAACAUUAUUAGAUAAAGCCCUGACCCAAAGGCCAGAUUACAUUAAGGCUGUGGUGAAAAAAGCAGAACUACUUAGCAGAGAACAGAAAUAUGAAGAUGGAAUUGCUUUGCUGAGGAACGCACUGGCUAAUCAGAGUGACUGUGUCCUGCAUCGGAUCCUAGGAGAUUUCCUUGUAGCUGUCAAUGAGUAUCAGGAGGCAAUGGACCAGUAUAGUAUAGCACUAAGUUUGGACCCCAAUGACCAGAAGUCUCUAGAGGGGAUGCAGAAGAUGGAGAAGGAGGAGAGUCCCACGGAUGCCACUCAGGAGGAGGAUGUGGACGACAUGGAAGGGAGUGGGGAAGAAGGGGACCUGGAGGGCAGCGACAGUGAGGCGGCCCAGUGGGCUGACCAGGAGCAGUGGUUCGGCAUGCAGUGAGGGGGCGGCAGCUCCAUGGCCGCAGUGGCCUGCCCUGCUCUGAGCACUUCCGUGGACUGAAGGAACCGUAGGAGCCUGCUCUCAGGAGGACAAUGAUUCAGCAUGUGAUUGCAGCAGGGGUCUCUGCCCCCUCGCUCCCAAUUCCUAGUCGUGACUUCAUUUCUAAAACAGAGCCUGACCAACCUUCCAUGUAUCUCCAUCCUCCCCUGCUCCAGCCAGGGAGGACUGAGGGAGUGCCCCGAGACCCAGGCACAUGUUGGGGCUUCUGGGCCAAGAGUACUUUUUAUAUAACUAAUUUCUAAAUCCAAAAACUCAAGGAAUAGACAGUGUUCUGUGACAUGGAUUGGUUUGAAGGAGUUACCCACCAUCCCAGCACGAUAGUGUCAUCUCCCAAGUUGGAUGGCAGCACGAUCUGGCCCUAGGGAGCUUCCUGUUCCCAGAAGUCAUUGUCCUGGGCUAUCCAGAUGUCCCUAGUAAAUCUUGCUUCCUUCUGCAAUGUUAGUAAUGCCUUAAGCUGACAGUUGCUAUUUUGCAGAACAGUUUUCCUCUUUGCUUAGCUAGUAACUUGCCUCUGAGCCUGGGCUGAUCUGAGAAACAGGUGUGACAAGAGCAUGAACCAGAGGUGCACCUGGGGCAGUUCCCUAAUAAAACUGGUUUGUACAGUCAUGGUGUUGGGGUGAUCAGAAUGGAAGCCCUUUUCAAAAUAGA